AUAUUCCUGUAAGAACAAUUUAAUUUUCUACGUCAAAUAUUAGCCAAGGACAUCAUUGUGUGCCCUUGACCACAUACAGAGCUCCUCCUACUCAGGGAGACCCUUGUUUUGGCGUCAUCACAAUGAUUGGGGAGAAGAGAAAUCGUCUUUUAUGGUCGGAGGCAAAUGUUGUGAUUGAUCGGGGGUUAUCCAGUUUUCCACCAAUAGUAACUAACUGUCUUAAACUGUGUUUCAUUGUGGUUAUUUCCUGGAAUAUGCUUCACUUGGUGUUUUUCUGUUGUAGAGCGGAAUAAAAUACCCAUGUAUGUUAGUCUGUGCGGUAAAGGAAAUACAUCCUCAUGGAGUUUUGACGAAGGCCAACGAAGACGGUGGAUUUGAUGGGCCCAUAGAGAAACGAGUCAAGAUUUUAGAUGGAUUUGAACCUUAAAAUCGAGUUAAUUAAUAACAAUUAUCUCCAUUGUCAAGCUGGGACUUAAAAUGGCCAACCAACAACCAUCCAAUCUCACUCUCGCAUGGGAGAAAUAUAUGGACUGUCGUACACAGGGAGCAGAUCUACGUGUCAGUCUGCAAUCCUUGGAGAAAUUCUUGCUUUUGUUCCACUCUGUGCAACACCUCGGGGAGCCUGGGGUGAAGGAUGCACUGAAAUUCUGCUCAGACAUGAGUGGUGCCAGUAACACACUGGCUAGGGAAUUUCUGACAGAUGUUCACCAGCUGUGUAGUGUGGUGGCUCAGCGAACAGAGGCCCCCAGUGAGGAGGAAGAGGAGGAGGGUCACAUGGUGGCUCUGGGAGAGUACCUGGCUCAAGGCCGUGGCUUCCUGCUGCUAAGCACCCUGGAUGCUGUCCUCGAUCAGGAACUGACAUGUCGGGAAGAGCUGCUCACACUCUUGUUAUCGCUGCUACCACUAGUGUGGAAGAUUCCUGUCCGAGAAGAAAAGUUCCCUGAUUUCACCCUGCCCCCACUCCUGGAAAUGCAUCAUUGUCGAGAGGAAAAAGCUGCCACUCUGAAUGUGGGAAAGCAGAAAAUUUAUGAUGCACAGAACUCUGGAAAGCACUUCUCUCACAAUUGGAAGUCACGGCAUAUAAGAAGGACAGCUCAGAGAAAUUCAGUGAGCAAUGUGUACAAAUCACAGAUAUCCACGUCUGAUUCUGAAUCAAAUUCGGAUGAAAAAGCAGCAAACACAUGGUCCAAGCAUCGCAGGUUUCCUGGUUCAUCUAGUCGUGCUAGUCACCAGCACCACCAGUUAGUUAUUCUUCUGCAGCAGCCAUUGCAGUAUCCUUGUGUGGAUGGCAUGAGCAGUUUUAAGAGGUCCAGGUCUUACACGAGGCACUUUGAAUCACUGCCACCCAAUACUGAAAUGCUAACUGACCCUACAGCCUUUUCUAUUUUGAAUGGUAUUUCAAAUUCACCAUUUGACCUCUGUCAAGUUUUAUUGUCCUUACUGGAGAAAAUAUGUAAAUUUGACAUGACUAUCAAUCACAACCCCUGCUUAACUGUUAGUGUUGUUCCCAAGCUCACUGAAAUUCUGACAGAGUUCUAUGACUGCUGUGGACCGGGAGGGGGAAGUGGUCGGAAAGGGGUUGAUGAACUAGCUGCAGGCUGGGCCAAGGAGCCAGUUGCCCUUGUUCAAAGAAUGUUACUGCGCACCAUCCUGCAUUUAAUGUCUGUAGAUAUGGGUCAGAGUGAAGUAUUAUCCAAUAAUUUGCGGCAAAGCCUAAGUGAUCUGCUCAGAGCCAUCCUGAAGAUUCGCACCUGCCUUGAUAGGCAAGCCAUCAAAGCAGGUGUGAAUGUAUUUGCUCCUCAAACCAAAAAGACUAUACAAGAGGUGCAAGAAGACUUUUCUUUUUCUAGUUACCAUCACCAAGCGCUGCUGCUGCCAGAACUUCUUGAGGGUGUCCUUCAAUUUUUGCUUGGCUGCUUAGAAGCCUCUGCCCCAAAUCCUUUCUUUUUCGGUCAGGCUCUUGAACUAAUUCAUGAGUUUGUUCAGCACCAUGGCCUUGAGCUGUUUGAGGAAACUUGCCUUCAUCUUGAAGCCAUUGGUAAUACUUGUGAUUCUGAGAUGAGUGGUGAAGUCUUGGAACGAUUGCAUGGCAUUAUUUCUGGUGUCCUUAAGAUAAUCAGUGUAGUGAAGAGGGCCAAAUCAGAACAACUACACCAGUCAUCAUGUGCACGGCGCCGUCACAGACGCUGUGAAUAUUCCCAAUUGCUGCACCAUCACCAUGACAUCUCAGGACUGCCUGUCACUGCCUUCAAGCAGGCAACUCAACACAACCUUGAGGAGAAAACUGAGGGUAAUGAUUGGCAAGUGUGCUACCCUGAACAUUGUUGCAUUCUGGCUGUCUGUGCUCACCAGUGUCUGCGACUACUCCAACGUCUCUCACCCUCUGGCUCUGCCGUGCUACAGGUGCUGGCUGGAGUGCAAGCUGUUGGUAUUUGUUGCUGUAUGGAACCACAUUCAGUGGUGACUCCUCUGCUUCAAGUAUUUCAAGCCCCAGGGCUGUGUAGCUAUCAGUCCUAUAUUCUCAAUGUACUUAGUAGGCUUGUGCUGGAACAGCUGGGAGGGAAACAACCCUCAGAGAAGGCAAAAUGUACCUCUUGCGAAAUCUGUAUUUUGAACAGCAGCCAGAAACUUGGUAUUGAAAAGACAUUGCAAGACUGUGGGCUGGGAAAGGAGAUGGCCUCCUCCACGUCUCCCUGUUCCUCCUUUCAAUCACAAGUUGUUCUACCAAGUGCAGUGUCUGAAGACAUGCUUUGGGAAUGGGAUGCUUUAAAAGCUUACCAGGAAAUAGUCUUUGGUAAAGAUUGGCAGUUGAGUAAGCAGAUUGCCAGUCAUGUAUGCCAACUGAGCUUAAAGGGAAAUGCAGUGAUACAGUGGAAACUGUACACUUACAUUUUUUAUCCUAUGCUUCAGAGAGGUGUGGAGCUAGCCCACCAUGCUCAAAAAUUAGGUGUGUCCAAGAUAUGCAGUCAGGUCUGUAGCUGUCAUACCCACUGCCUCCCUGUGGAAGUGCUGCUUGUUUAUCUUCAGGCGCUGCCCUACUUACUCAAGUCAAGCACAGUGGUGCGUGACAUGUUCCUAAGCAGUACUGGGCUGAUACAGGUGACUGAGUUGAUCUAUCUGGACUCCACUCGGCCUUCGGCACUUAAGGUGUUUGAGACAUUGAUUAUAAUUGGCUCUGAUCAUCAGACAGAUGCUGCACUGCAUGGGCUGGGUAAAGCAGAACACCAAGAGUCUCAAGGGACAGAUGAUGGUCCACAGAGUUUCAGUAAAUUCUAUGAGGAUCUAAAAGAGGCAUGUCUAAAUUGGAGGGACAGAAGCAGUAUGAGUGCAGGAAUCAGAUGGAACCAUGGAGGAGCAUAUUUGAACAUUGUUAAUCUUUUUUUGUGUGUGGCCUUCCUAUGUGUAAGCAAGGAGGCUGACUGCAAUAGGGACUCUGCUAACGACUUUGAGGACACCUCAGGCUAUGACAAUACAGCCAGUGAACCCCUGGGUGGGCGCUUACCUUUCCUCUUACCAGAUAGUGUGGCGCUGCCAUCAAAGGAGCAGGUAAAGCGAGCAGCAGAUGUGUGGUCUGUAUGCCACUUGGUAUAUCUGGAGAGUCCAGUGUUCCAGAGACAGCUCUUCAGAUUAGGUGGCCUGAAUGUGUGCUGUCGCCUCAUGACUAUGGUCCUUCAGAAUCUUAACUUGAAAACCAAAGAAGUCAAAUCUAAUGAAAUGAGGGACAGCAAGGGCAACACAAGCCCACCACACUCAGACUCUUCAGCCCUAGCACCAGUACAGACUGCUCUGGAGGACAUACUAGUUGGAACACAUGAAACACAACAGCUAGACCUUAAUAAUUCCGUGAGUCCUGGUCAUAUGGAGGUAAAGACCAAGGUUCCAGCAUACAAGCUAGAAGAAGAGUGGCCUUUACAGUGUAUACGCCUGCUGGAAGCACUUCUACCCAUCUGUCUUCACAGUUCCAAGUGUGUGUUCCAGAAAGCUGAAUCCAACAUCUCAUUCCAGUCUGUAGAGGACACCCUGUGUGAGGUGAAGGAUCAGCUGUCUCUCUCUGGUGUGGUGAACUCUGACCUGGCUGUUCCUCUGUUUGACUGCCUGUUGCGUGUUGCACUGGCUCAAGUGCCUGCCCCAGCCACUGCCAUUGAGGAGAAACCUGAAAGGUUUCAAGCCAGUUGUGAGGCCUCGGCUGCAGCUGAGAAUCUGUCUGAUGAAGUGGAUGAAGUUCAGGUGUGUGAUGAUCAAGCGCUGGGUGAGGAGAAAGGCUACGAGGCUGAUAGUGAAAGCAACCCGGAGGAUUCUGCACAGCUGGAGGAAGGUGUGAAGAUGGAAGUGUUUACCCCAGUAGAGGAAUGUUUGCUUGGAUCUGCUGAUAUAUCACAUGGCUUUGGACAAGUCUUGUUGCUCUUCCCACAAAUAUGCCUUAUGGAGUUGCAGCUGCUGGCCAAUAAUUCUCCAGACCUAGAUGUGCUAUGUCACGUACUGCAAAGCCUUCUUGGAGCUGUGAAGAUGCACCGUUCCAAUGCUACAAUGAUUUACCAACAGGGUGGUGCAAAAACCAUUCUGACUGGCUUUGCGAACAUUCUCGGUCAGUCAAAUCCCUGCUUUAAAGAGUGCCAGACCUUGCUAGUGGAAUUGCUGGUUUCAAUGGUGAAAGACAGGAUAACAGCAGAGGAAGUGGCCCUGUUGAUCCAUCUCUUCUUGGAGAAGACUCCACCUACUAUGAUUCUGCUGAAUGGCAUUCUCCAGAUGGUGGAGGCUAACACCGAAAUGGAGCCACUAUAUUACUUGUCUUUUCCCAUGUCCCUGUGCACCAGUGCCUCCAACAGAACCACCAAUGGAGGGGUUGGCAUCAGGGCAGCAGUGAAUACUCUUUGGAGGGGCAAGCUUGGCACAGGCAAGGGGGAAGGUGAGAGUCAUGCCCCGCAUUGUCAGGCUUCCCCUUGGCACAUUGCUCCUCUUCACCUGCCUCUGGUUGGGCAAAACUGCUGGCCGCACAUGGCCAGUGGCUUUAGUGCCUCACUCUGGAUCCGACCUGUGAAGAACAAUGAUGAGGAGUGGCCUACACAAAGAGCUGAGAUUAUACGGGGUGGUGGAGUCCAGCAAGGAGAAAAAGACCUCCUUCAUGUUCUUUCCAUCGGCUCCAAAGCCCUAAUGCUGCAAGUGUGGGCUGACAUUUCUUCAGGAGCCUGCACCUUCAGGAUCAGCAUCGAUCCUAAUGAUGAAAUGAAGGCUGGUCUGCUGGCCCAGGCCGAGUCUUUGCAUGGUGUACUGAGUGUAGGCCGGUGGCAGCACCUUGCUCUCACUUAUACACAGCAGCCUGAGGGCAAGAAGAACAUCCGUGGUCGGUUGGCACUCUGGGUGUGUGGCAUCAAAAAAUGUGAGGUCUCACUAGACUACACCCUCCCCAGGAAGUCCAGUCUGUCAUCUGAUAGUAGCAAGACCUUUUGCAUGCUGGGCCAUUUCCUGAACAGCUCAGAAGUGUUGCCACAAACCUUGACUUCCCAUUUGGAUAUGGGCAGUGUGCUUUUGUUUAAUGGCUCCAGAAUACGCACUGAUGAGGCCUUUUAUCUGUACACAAAUGGUCCUGACUUUAACUCCAUAAUGCCAUGCAAGUAUGGAAAGCCCAGUGGGACAUUCUCCAAGUACAUUACUCAGGAAGGGCUUCAGUGUGAGCAAGUUCGGGAGCUGCUGAUGAGGAAUUCUGAAAUAGACACUUCAUUUAUUAUUGAUAGCCUAGCUGUUGUCUACUCUCCCAGCAAUCCUUCCAUCUACACCAUCUAUGAGCCAGUGAUCCGCCUGAAAGGUCAGGUCAAGGCUCCUGUAGCAUUCCAGAGGCCCUUCAGUGCUAAAGAAUUGCAGAGCUCUGUGCUGGAGCCUCUGUCACUCAGGCGCUUGCAGGCUUUGCAGCCCCUUGGACUCCACAGCUGUCUCCAUAAGAUCGGUGGCACUGGUGCAUUCAUCUUUCUCUUUGCUCGGGCAGUGGAGCUAAGUGAUUGUGAGAAGACUCAGGCAUUGGCACUGCAGGUUUUGCUGUCACUUGUUAAGCACAAUCAGCAACGCAUGCAUGAGAUGGAGUGUUGCCACGGGUACUCCAUGAUACACCAAGUCCUCAUGAAGACCAAAUGCAUUGUGGGAUAUCAUAUUCUUAAGGCUCUGUUGGAUGGCUGCUGCAGUGGCUCUAUCCUGAUGGUAAAGGACGACAAUCAGUGGCAUGUGGACACAGAGUCCACUAUUGUGGUGCAAGACCUGAAGCUGCUCUCUGAAAUACUACUGGACUGGAAGAUAUGGGCCAAAGCUCAGAGUGGAGUGUGGGAGACUCUUUUAGCUGCUCUAGAGAUUCUUAUCAGAGAGCACCAUCCUCAGCAGGCAUUCAAUAUUCAGCAACUGCUCAAAUCCCAAGUGGUACACCGGUUCCUGCUAACCUGCCAAGUGCUCCAGGAGAAUCAGGAUGACCACCUUACCUCUGUUCCACACGGAGUGUGCCUGUCCUUCAUUAAAAUCAUUCAGGAAGUACUUGGUUCGCCCCCUGACCUGGACCUGCUGUGUUUGCUCUACAACUUCCUGCUGGCUGUGCACCCACCUACUAACACCUAUGUGUGUCACACACCAUCCAGCUUUUACUUCUUUCUACAUAUUGAUGGUAAGCUGUAUCAGGAGAAGGUCCAGUCCAUGAUGUGUCUGCGACAAUCCAGCAACGAAGGGAAGUCCACCUGCAGUUCUGUGCUCUCGCUCUCCCCAGCUCCAAUCACUGAGAUACAAACUGAAGAUCCUGAAGGUGAUGUUCACACCCCAAACAUCUUUACUCCUUCUCCUUUCUCUUCUUCGGCCCUCCCAGCCUGUAAAGCAUCUUCCAGGCCCCGUGAACUAGAUGAGGCUGACUCUCUGAUUCCACAGCAUGUACUUGACAGCACAGAAAUUCUGAAAGGUGGAGAGGAGCAGCUCCUAAACAGCUGUGAAUCAGCCAAGACAAUCUGUGUUUCUCAGGAUGUAGUUGAUGAGGUACCUCACACAUCCACCAUCAGCAUGGGAGAAGAACAGGAAGCUCAAACAGAGCAGGCAGGCAGUGUCAGCACUGAUUCAGUUGGAGAAGAAGCUCUGCGAAGGCCUGACAGUCUAAAAGGCAUCCAGUCUUUUCCAAGGAGCCACAGCGACCUUGCCAGUCUAGGUCUGGCAUUUCCAGCACAGAACAGUUCUAUGGCCGUUGCUCGCUGGCCCAGCAUAACUGAUCGCACUGCCCCUGAUGAUGACGUGGAGAGCUACACAUACUCUCCUGGCUAUGACCGAACACACAGCAAGGCCAGUGACAGGUCUGGUACGGAAGACUGUGUGGUUCUAAUUUGCUGUGGACUUUAUGAUCUUCUAAGAGGUAUCCUGCUACUGCUGCCGGAUCUCAUGCUGGAGGAAGUGAUGGACAAACUGAUCCAGCCUGAAGCCCUUGUCGUCUUGGUUAACCACCCAUCUCCUCUCAUUCAGCAAGGGGUUAUAAAACUUCUGGAUGCAUAUUUUAGCCGAGCCCAAAAGGAACAGAAAGAGAAGUUCAUAAGGAACCAUGGCUUUUCUCUGCUGGCCAACCAGUUGUAUCUGCACCAGGGCACUCAGGGCGUGUUGGAGUGUUUUCUGGGAAUGUUGUACGGUCGGACUGUAAGCUUAGAGGAGGACCUUGACCUAGAGGACAUGGAAAGCAUUUCUCCAUUCAGAAAGCGAUCUGUGGUGCCCAUACUGGGGCUUUUGGAAAACUCUUUGUAUGAUAACUCGCUGGUCCACAAUGCCUUGUGUGUGCUACUGCAGCUGCUGAAUGCUUGCCCGAAACUGGCUGAUAUACUGCUGGACCAUGGCCUCCUCUAUGUACUCAUCAACACCCUGUCCACUCUCAAUGGCCUAGAGAAUGGGAUUCCUCAAAAUGACUUCAGACUUCUUGUAUGUGACAUACAGCAGCUGCUGGUGGCAGUAACCAUCCAUGCCUGCAGUUCAUCUGGCUACCAGUAUUUUCGCAUCAUUGAGGAUCUCAUCACUUUGCUGGGUUUUAUGCAGGGCAGCAAAGUAUAUCGCACUCAGGAAAUGGCUAGGGCCUUGCAGUUCCGUGUACUCCUAUCAGCCAUUGACUUCAUUAAGACAACGGCCAAUCAGGACCCUCGGAAGUUGAGCACCUCUGUCCACACUUCUGUCUCCCUGCAGCACACUGUCCAUCAGAAACGCAAAAGCAUUGCAGGCCAGCAGAAAUUCUCCUUAGUACAAUCAGAUUCAUUGCUGAUGCGGAUGCGCUCUGUGGCCAAUGAUGAGCUUACCCAAAUGAUGCAACGGCGAAUGAGUCAGGAAAACCCCAUCAGAGCCUGUGAGACCGAGUUUAUUCAGAGGCUGCAAAGACUUGUGGUGCUGGCUGUCAACAGAAUAAUAUACUAUGACAACAGUAAGGAUUUCCUUGACCUACUAAACUUUCCAGAGUCUCCUGAUCACACAGUGAGCACACCAUUACAUGCUGAGCAAAUAUCACAGGAGAACAGCAUCACACAUCCUGCUCCUUUCCCACUCGCUGAUAUGAGAUGUUUCCAGAAAGAUCUUCUCAAGCUCAUGAUGGAGGGCCUAAAAAUCGGGCUGGGCAGUACUGGACACAGUGGAGCACCACGACAGCAAUGGUGUCGCAUCCUCUGGUCCUGCAGGGACACGUUCCGGAUUCAGAUUGGUCGGCUUCUGGUGCACACACUCAGUCCUGCACUUCAUCUAGAGGACAGGAAGAAAGCACUAGAGUUUGUCUGUGAGCAAAAUCAUCCUGACGUCCUCAGAGAAAUUCUCAGCCCUGGACUUGAGCAUGGACCCAAGCUGGCUCUAUACCUGUAUGAGAUGCUUCAUGACCACAAAGAGAGACUCACUAAGGAAGAACAGGCAGCUGCUAACACCUUCAUGACAUCGCUGAAGCUGUGUGGUCAUCGCUGCAUCCCUCCAACUGCACCACCCAAACCAGACCUACUCAAGGCCAUCAGAGAGGAGCAACUCAAAUAUGAGUCAGAGGCAAGAACAAGCAAAGAUGCAUGGGAAAAAAAACUAGCCAGUGCCCAAAAGAUUCUAAUGCAGAGGCUGGAUGGUAAGUCAAAGGACAUCUCCAAGAUUGCAGCAGACAUCACUCAGAACAUGUCUCUUAGACAAGGUAUCGAAAGGAAGAAGGUGAUUCAGCACAUCCGGAGCCUUUACAAGACUGACCUGAGUGCCAGCCGCCAUUGGCAAGAGCUGGUGCAGCAACUCACCCAUGAUCGUGCAGUGUGGUAUGACCAGUCGUCUUACCCAACAUCAUGGCAGCUGGAUCCCACUGAGGGCCCCAACAGGGAGCGCAGGCGUCUUCAGCGAUGCUACCUCACCAUCCCUAAUAAAUAUCUUCUAAAGGACCGCUGCAAACCAGAGGACCCUAUCAAGGCCCCACUUGCUUUCCUCUUUGAAGAGAAGACCCACUCAUCUUAUUCUUCAACCGUGAAGGAUAAAGCCACUAGUGAGCCCAUCAGAUUCACAAGGAAGUGUAUGAAUGUAGCGCCCUCAAGAGAAACUGCAGGAGAAUUGUUGCUGGGGAAAUCAGGGAUGUACUUUGUGGAGGACAAUGUGUCUGAAGCCAGCAAUAGCCAGCAGAUUCCUCAGGGAGAGACGGAGCCUGCAUCCUUCUGCUGGACUUAUGAGGAGAUAAAAGAGGUGCACAAACGCUGGUGGCAGCUCAGAGACAAUGCUGUGGAGAUCUUCCUCACAAAUGGCCGAACUCUGCUUCUGGCAUUUGAUAAUACAAAGGUUCGUGAUAACGUCUACCAUAACAUCCUUACUUCUGAACUGCCCAACCUGCUAGAAUACGAUAAUAUAAAUGCCCUCACACACCUGUGGGGCUCCAGCCAGAUCACCAAUUUUGAGUAUCUUACCCAUCUUAAUAAGCAUGCAGGGCGCUCUUUUAACGACUUAAUGCAGUAUCCAGUCUUCCCCUUCAUCCUGAGUGACUACACCAGUGAGAUGCUGGACCUGCAAGACUCAUCUAUUUACAGAAACCUGAGCAAACCUAUUGCAGUGCAGUCAAAAGAGAAAGAGGACCGAUAUGUAGACAACUACAGGUAUUUGGAGGAGGAAUAUAAGAAGGGUGCACGUGAGGAUGACCCCAUGCCCCCUGUACAACCGUACCACUAUGGUUCCCAUUACUCCAACAGUGGUACCGUUCUGCACUUCCUAGUCCGGAUGCCUCCCUUCACCAAAAUGUUCCUGGCCUAUCAAGACCAGAGCUUUGAUAUUCCUGACCGAACCUUCCACUCCAUGAAGACCACAUGGAGACUAUCCUCUUAUGAGUCCAUGACUGAUGUUAAGGAGCUGAUUCCAGAGUUUUUUUAUCUGCCAGAAUUCCUGGUCAACAGAGAAGGUUUUGACUUUGGGGUUCGGCAGAAUAGUGAGAGAGUGAACCAUGUGAAUCUGCCUCCAUGGGCGAGGAAUGACCCACGGCUCUUCGUGCUGAUCCACAGACAGGCUCUCGAGUCUGAACAGGUGUCUCAGAUGCUCUGCCAGUGGAUCGACCUGGUGUUUGGACUGAAGCAGAAGGGCAAGGCUGCUAUCCAGGCCAUCAAUGUGUUUCACCCCGCGACAUAUUUUGGCAUGGACGUUUCAGCAGUAGAGGAUCCUGUACAGCGGCGAGCCUUAGAGACCAUGAUAAAGACCUAUGGCCAGACGCCCAGACAGCUGUUCCACACCUCACACAUCAGCCGUGCUGGACCCAAACUCAUAAUUGAGGGAGAGUUGCCCGCUGCCAUGGGCCUGCUGGUACAGCUGGCAUUCAGGGAGAGCCGUGAUCAGAACAAAGAUAUUGUCCACCCGAGUCCUCUGCCAUGGAUUAAGGGCCUAAAAUGGGGUGAGUAUGUGGGCUCACCCAGUGCCCCUGACCCAGUGGUGUGUUUCAACCAACUUCAUGGAGAGUGCUUUGGCUCCCUGCUGGCACUGCCCACCCGAGCCAUCUGCGGCCUCUCCUGCAAGUUCUGCCUUAUGAUGAUCUACAGCAAGGAGCAGGGUGUGAGAAGUAUGCACAGCACAGAUAUCCAGUGGUCUGCCAUUCUCAGCUGGGGCUACAGUGACAAUACGCUGCGGCUCAAGAGCAAGCAAAGUGAGCCGCCCAUCAAUUACAUCCAGUGCUCUCCGCUCCACCAGGUGACAAGCUGUGCCUGGGUGUCUGAUGGUUGUCAGCUGUUUACAGGCAGUAAAUGCGGAGUCAUCACUGCCUACAGCAACCGCUUUGUGGGUCACGGGGAAACCUGGAGCCUAUCCCAGGGAGCAUCGGGCACGAGGUGUGGUAUACCCUGGACAGCGUGCCAAUCCAUCGCAGUGCACAAUCACACACACAUUCACACAUCCAUUCACAUAGUACGGACACUUUGGACAUGCCAAUCAGCCUACCAUGCAUGUCUUUGGCCUGGGGGAGGAAACCGGAGUACCCGGAGGAAACCCCCGCAGCACUGGGAGAACAUGCAAACUCUGCACACACUGGGCCACAGUGGGAACCCCCAGCCCUGGAGGUGUGAGGCGAACAUGCUUACCAGUAAGCCACCGUGUGCCCGACAACGAUUUUCAUAAUCGAUUAUUAUCGAUUAGUUGUUGCAGCUCUAGUUUAUACUUGCACCAAAUUUUUUAGACAGCUGACUGGGAACAACCAACAUCUUUUGCCACACUCCAUGUUUGAUUUCCUUCUUGAAGGAGUUUUAUAAUCCUUUCCAUUGUUUCCAUUGAAAACUCUCUUGUUGGGGCCAUGUUUCCUUUAAAAAAGUCCAAUGUUAAGGUCUGCAAGCACUCUCUGUUUUAACUGCAGAGUAAUUUGCAUUUUUGGACUUGUGCUGGUAUUUGUUAUAGAAAUGCAAGUUACAUGGUGAUUCCAUAAUUAUUUCCUCAACACUGAGUGAUUUCCAUAAUUUUUUCCUUCUACUUGAUCUGGAAAAUAAUAUGGCAUUAAUUAAAAUAAUUUCAUUUAACUUGUUUGAGGUAUGUUUCACAAAGCCAGAAUGUUUAGCUAUUAAGCAAAAAUUGUUUUGUAUCAUAUCUGUGAUUUGUUUAUUUGCUACAAAUUUAAAAUCCCGGGUGAACAUCCUCCAAGUGUGGGGAUUCCAUAAUUUUUGCCAGGGGUUGUAGUUGCAUACUUAAAUAAACCAUUGGAAUUUAAGCACUUCAGCGUGAUCUUCCCAUUUUACUAUAUUGGUUUGACAAAGAAAUAUUGAUACUCUAUCUAUCCAAUCAAAUCUACAAGUAUCUAACUAGAGAAUCCAAUUCUAGAAAUAUUGGCACUUAUCUAUCUAUUUAGCUAUCUAGCUAUUGGCAACCUAUCUGUCUGUCUGUCUUCAUGGAAUGUUCAGAGCCUGUCUAAGAAUGUUCAAAAACCAACUGCCAAAAUCACAGACACCUGUGUGCACACAGCCUGAAGCCUGUCUUCUCUCCCUCUCUCUCUCAUUGUACCUGUAACAGAGACUCUCACUUGAUCGAUCUAUCUAUCUAUCUAUCUAUCUAUCUAUCUAUCUAUCUAUCUAUCUAUCUAAUCAACUCUACAAAUAUUGGCACCCUAUCUGUCUAUCCACUUCUAGAAGUAUUGUUUAUCUAUCUAUCCAACUCUACAAAUAUUGGCACCCUAUCUGUCUAUCCUACUAUAUAAGUAUUUGCACCCUAUCUCUAUCUGUCCAACUCUACUAGUAUUUACUAGCUCUCUAUCUACCUAUCUGUCCAUCUAAUCAACUAUACAAAUAUUGGCAUCCUAUUUAUCCAACUCUCCAAGUAUUGGAACCCAAUAAAUCUAACUGUACAUGUAUUGGCACCCUAUCUAUUCAAUCAACUCUACAAGUGUUGGCACACUAUUUAUCUAUCAACUCGAAGUAUUGGAACCCUAGCUAUCUAACUGUACAAGUAUUGCUGCCCUAGCUAUGUAUGUAGCUCUACAAGUUGUAGCACUGCCAAAUCUAGUCCAUGUUUUAAAUACCUUUAAUUAUUUUAAUUAUUGCUGCCAGGUAUAAUUUAGUGCAGUCUUGUUGCCGCAUCAGCAUUGUGUUUGGCUCUGUGCUCACAUUUGCAAGCCUUUACGAGAACUCCGCGCCAGUUAUCAUGUUAUCACGUUAUCAUUGUUUACGGAAGUAAACAUAAACUGGGAGAGUGACGGCACGGGGAGAGUGCUCAACUAAGGAAUUCCAAACUCCAUGGAUUAUCGUCAUGCUUCUGCGUGGAUAGUUGCUGCUGAAGGAAUGCUUUUUUUUCCUUCUAUUUUUGGUGAUUGUCCAGGAGGAUUCAUGAGCAAGUUGCCGUAAUCCGGUAAAAAGGUGGAUCUGCUUACCCUUGGACUGAGGAAUGGGUGAGGACCAUCCAAAAGACUUUAAUUCCUUGAAUAUAUUUCUUUUUCACUACAAGAGAGACUGGGUUAUUUGAAAAUAUUUGGUGGCUUGCUUUUUUUUAUAAUACAUAAACUUGGUAAAGGUUUUAGGUGUGCUUUUCUUUAUACGCUGUUUGAGGCUGGAACUUUUUUGUAAGCAGUGCCUCUAUGAGGUGAGUUGUUGCAAAGUAUUGGCACCCUAUAUAUCCAAUGAACUCUCCAAGUAUUGGCCCUCUAUCUAUCUUUCUGGAUGGAAUGUUCAGAGCCUUGCUCGGAAUGUUUAAGAUUUCAGACUCCAACUAUCAAAACUCAUACACACACCUGUGUGCACAUAACCUGAAGCCCUCUUGCUCUGUCAGUAUACCUGUAACAGAGAUUCUAUCUCUCUGUCAUACUGUCUGUCUGUCUGUUUUUUUCACAUGACUGUAGAUAGACAGACUGUCCGACUGUCUGUCUACAGUCAUGUGAAAAAAAACAAGUACACCCCAUGGAAAUUGUUGGCUUUUUUGACAUAUUUGGACAAGCAAACAUUUGAUCCUCUUUGAAAGAGUGCCCAUUAAUAAAGUUGAUUUACUUGAACAAAACCACAAGGAAAAUCAGCUUUUUCAGUAAUUUAUUCAACAGAAAUAUAAAUAGAUAUGAUAUUCUCCUGUUGAAAAAGUAAGUACACCCUUGGCCUCAGAAGCUAGUAUUUCCCCCUUUAGCAGAAAUAAUUUCUUGUGGGUGUUUUGCAUAAUUGUCCAGGCUUGCUGGAAUUUUUGACCAUCCUUCCAUGCAAUAUUCUUUCAGUUGCAAG
Ictalurus punctatus (channel catfish) is the source of this 14138-nucleotide messenger RNA. RefSeq names its product lysosomal trafficking regulator (gene lyst). Gene Ontology annotation, biological process: intracellular protein localization. Gene Ontology annotation, cellular component: membrane; cytosol. The record is from RefSeq and is a predicted model, not a curated record. Gene Ontology annotation, molecular function: protein kinase binding. The transcript is spliced from 50 exons. Bases 478 to 11574 code for a protein of 3698 amino acids. NCBI's taxonomy places the organism in Eukaryota, Metazoa, Chordata, Actinopteri, Siluriformes, Ictaluridae.